Molecule: messenger RNA, 591 nt
Organism: Cryptomeria japonica (Japanese cedar)
Lineage: Eukaryota; Viridiplantae; Streptophyta; Pinopsida; Cupressales; Cupressaceae
Exons: 1
Coding region: 166-384 (72 amino acids)
Source: RefSeq, a predicted model, not a curated record
UAAAUCCAAGGCAGGCGUUUAUAACAAAGAUGCUAUUGGGCCGGCUCUCCUCUGGAUAUAAUGAACAAUCCUAUACCCAGAAGCCUUCCCAUGAAUAGAUAACACUCAAUUUUGUGUGCAAAAGAGAAGAAGAAGAAGGAGGACGAGGAGGAGGGAGGAGAAGAAAUGGGGCGUGACUGGGCACCAGAGAUAGUUGGAACAAUUCUAUUUGUAGUGCUAUCGCCUGGGCUACUGUUUCAACUUGCUGCAAAGGGCCGAUUUAUAGAGUUUGGGAACUUUCAGACCAGUGGCCUAUCUAUUUUCAUACAUACCAUUAUAUUUUUUGCUCUCAUUACUAUUAUUCUUAUUGCAAUUGGACUUUAUAUAGUCAUUGGCAGUGCCUGAACCAUCAUUUCAACCCCUCAAUGUUUAUGGAGGUUUUCAGAUUUUUAUCUAUUUGUAAUAGUUUAGUCAAUAGAUGAUUUCUGAGAUAUAUGUUCUCUUAUCUUAUUGUAAUUAAUUAUUAAAAUCAGAGAUACCCAGAGAUACUACCCAUAUCUGUGUAAUUGAAAUAUUAAUUUCAAUCAAUAUAUAAAAGUAUAUUUCUAUUUC